Molecule: messenger RNA, 252 nt
Organism: Dictyostelium purpureum
Lineage: Eukaryota; Evosea; Eumycetozoa; Dictyosteliales; Dictyosteliaceae
Exons: 2
Coding region: 1-252 (83 amino acids)
Source: RefSeq, a predicted model, not a curated record
AUGAAUAAUAACAAUCAUAUGAACUAUAAUAAAAAUAGUAAUAUGAAUAAUAAUUAUAAUCAAAUUGAUAACUCACAAUAUAUUUACUCUCAACCAAACAUUAUGAAAUAUAACAAAAAUAAAAUAAAUAGUUUUCAAUAUAAUAACUCAUUACCAAAUAAUAAUAUGAAUAAUAAUGUGAAUAAUAUUAAAAAUUUAAAACUACAAAACUAUAUUCUUGACCUUAAAAAUAGCUGUGUCAAUAUUUAUUAA